UCCACUUUGAGUCUGUUAAAAAUAGAAAUAAUCGGUAACUAUGACAAAAUAUAUCACGUAUACUUCAAAAGCUAAUAAUUAAUCUGUGGUUAAAAGCAAAUUGCAAAACGUCAAAGGUUUACACAACAAAUAUCAAAUAUUUUUAAUUUGCAGGAUGUUAUUUUGUUAAAAUUUUAUAAAGUCUUAUUAAGUUGUAAUAUUAAAUUAUGUGCUGAAAAGACACUAUUUAAGCAGUAAUAUUUAUCUUCUUAAAAACUCACUCCCGUUAAAUCAUCAAUCUUCGAGAUGAGUGAUUCUUCAGAAUUUACUUCUUUGUUCGCACUGGUGGACAGUCACCUCUCUAAGACCAGCUUACAGUGCACAGAUGGAACACCGCAAACAACUUCGCUUAAUAUCCCGCCGCUCAUGGGUUUGCGUAAUGGCAGUGCUUCAGAGUCUAUACUAUCAUUGCAUACUCGGCCAAGAUUAUUACCCUUACCAACUUUCAGCACUAGUGAGAGCCCCAUACAAUCGAUUCUAGCUCAACAAGUAGCCAAUAUGCUUAUAGCCAAAGAGAAGAAACAGCAAGAAGAAGAACAGGCGAAGAUAGAUGAAGAAAUGAUACGUCUUAAAAUAGAAGAUGAGCAAAAUACUUUAAUUGACCUGACAAAGGCCAUUCAGACACCAUAUGUUCCAGUGCCAUACUUGAAGGAACAAAAAACACCGAGCAACAGUAGCUCACUGGAGUCUUUAUUACAAUUAAAUUUUGCUGACUGUGAAGGUGAACCGAAGAGGACUAAAACACCAGAGCCUUAUCUGCCUUGUAUUAUGGAUAUGUCUUAUAUUUUAAAAGAAAAAGUAAACUUUGCCAAAUGUUCAUCAUUUGGUAAAGUAUUGACAUCACGUUUAAGGAAAGUCCCAGCACCAUAUUUGAGAGAAUAUGUGCCAACUGACAUCAAAAGAUUUGAUUUUAGUACACCGUCCCCAUCUGAUAUCAUAAAAGAAAAUUUAAGAAAACCAACUAUGUCCUGCACUUUUACAAUGGACAUUACAAAGUUUGUGUAGAACAAAUAAACUGUUUAAUAUUACACUAGAUGUAAUAUAUUAAUCUGUAAUAUAUAUAAUACAGUAGUCACGACAAAACAUAGAACAAAAUAUUUUUAAUUUACUUUAAGUAUUGCUCUAUUUAUCAUAUUUUUUUUAAAUUUUGUUAAACUAAGUACUAGGGUUUACUUGUACCCUACUUUUGAAAAAUCAAAGUAGUACUCAGGUCCCAGGUACCUGAGUACCUGACCUGGGUAGGUACUAUAAAUUGUAUAUUCCUGGGUAUACUCAGAUCCAGCUUCAGGGGUAGAAAAACCCUACUAGCUACUUUUAUUUUUGACAUGAUAUAAAAAUAGUGACUAUUACAAAACAACUAGAAAUAUAAGAUAAGAUUGAAAUCUUAGUUUUAGAUUUCAAUUUUAAUUUGUUAAAUAAAAUAAAAUAGUACUGCAGAAACUCAUACAUUCCGUCAUCUGUCCAUCUACGGUUUAGCUCUGAGACUAUUACUACAAGAAAACUCUAAUUUACCAAAAGUAUGAAAAUUACAACAUUAUAAAAUUGACAUCUUGAAUAUUGUUUUUUAUGGUACCUCCCCCACAUGUAAAGUGGGGGUAAUUUUUUUUUACUAUUUUUUCUCAUAGUGUGGUGUAUUGUUGGAUAGGUCUUUAAAAGUUAUGUUAGGUCUAGAAUCACUAUUUUGCGACUCCAUUGGAUCCAUUUAUAAAAUAUUGAGACUUUAAGUGCUAAUUAUUAGAUUUUUUUAAAUCAUUUUAUCUCAGAAAUGGUGGCUUUUAGGAAACAUAUUAAUACCUAUUGAAAAGAUUGAUAUCCUUGAAUCACAAACACCCAUUUUUUUAAACUUUGACCUUUAGUAAUCUUUUUUCCAGGUACUGGAAUAAUGAGGACUUUUUAAAUGUUAUUUAUAUUUUAAAUGAUUUUAUUAAUUUUAUGGGAAUUAAUGUAGAUGCAUAUGUUUAAAUAUGGUUUAAAUUGACUGGGCUAAAGUUAUUGUAGUAUAUACAGUGAGACUUGAUUGUUCAGAUUCAUUUAUUAUAUAUUAUAUAUAUUACAUAUAUUAUUAUCAGAUACAGUUACAAGCCUCAAUAGCUCAAAGGUAAGAGCGGUUGGACUCUACACAGAGGGAUGGUGAUUCAAUCCUCACCCUGUUGGUUGGUAUGGUCGUACAUAUUCUUUAAAAAAAAAAGUUAUAUAAGUAGAUUAUUUUUUAUUGAUUCGUGGUUAUCGAGAUUAAACUCACAGGGACAACCAUAUUUUAACUAUACAAAAUCAUUUUUUUACAAUUGAAAUCUGUCUUAAUUAAUUAUCCAAAUUUUUGAUUGUUGUCCAAAAGUGUCAAUUCAACAAUGAUAUUACAAAUCUAGCUGAUCAAGUUUCCACUGUAUUGUUUUAGUCUUACUCAAUGUAAUUGAUUAGUGUAAGUAAUUUUAAAUAAACCAAAUAAAUAAAUAUAUUCUAA
Messenger RNA from Bicyclus anynana (squinting bush brown), 2500 nucleotides. RefSeq lists its product as uncharacterized. Bases 286 to 1044 code for a protein of 252 amino acids. The transcript has a single exon. The record is from RefSeq and is a predicted model, not a curated record. Lineage: Eukaryota; Metazoa; Arthropoda; Insecta; Lepidoptera; Nymphalidae.